Indicator indicator is the source of this 1251-nucleotide messenger RNA. It is a transcript of the gene MFAP3, whose product is annotated as microfibril associated protein 3. The transcript has 2 exons. The record is from RefSeq and is a predicted model, not a curated record. Bases 62 to 1087 code for a protein of 341 amino acids. Lineage: Eukaryota; Metazoa; Chordata; Aves; Piciformes; Indicatoridae.
UUAAUUUCGUAUGACCUCACUUCUCCAAAUUAAAUGAAAAAAGAGUUUUCUCUACCUUUCCAUGAAGCUCAGCUAUUGCCUGUUAAUUUUGACUGUUACUGCUGAUCUUUCCAUUGGAUUUAUACUGGAAAAUGUAGCUUUUAACAGGACAGUUUCUCUUGGGACUUUCAAUACGUCACUUCAUACAGUGUCUCAAGCUUUAGUGAGUUCUCCAGCACACCAUGAUAUCAUUGCCAAAGAGGGCACCAGUAUUUUACUGGAAUGUAAACUGAACAACAGCCAGUAUGAAUAUAUUCUUUGGUAUAACUCCAGAGGACACCUGCUUGAACAGAAGGAGGAAGGUGGCCGAUGGAGGAUUGCUGAUAAUUCCCUCAACAUCACAAGGGUCAGCUUUGCUGACCGGGGGCGAUACACGUGUGCAGGUGUUAACCAUAAUGACACCACGUACUACACGGUCACCCUGAGGGUCAUCUUCACCUCAGGAGACAUGAGUAUCUACUACAUGAUUGUGUGCCUCGUUGCCUUUGCCAUCACCCUCAUUUUAAACAUAACCCGGCUGUGCAUGAUGAGCAGUCACCUGCGCAAGACAGAGAAGGCUAUCAAUGAGUUCUUCAGGACGGAAGGGGCUGAGAAGCUUCAGAAGGCUUUUGAGAUAGCCAAGCGUAUCCCUAUCAUCACCUCUGCCAAAACGCUGGAGCUGGCCAAAGUCACUCAGUUUAAGACCAUGGAGUUUGCUCGCUACAUUGAGGAGCUCGCCAGAAGCAUUCCCCUUCCACCCCUGAUCCUUAACUGCCGGGCCUUCAUGGAGGAGAUCUUUGAGGCGGUGCGAGUUGAGGAUCCUGAUGAAGCAGGUGAGGAGGGAAAGCAGAGCCAAGCCUGCGGCGCCCAGCCCGCACUAUACCCCAGCAACCCAGAGCUGAAGCGCAGCGACUCGCCAGCCGGCGAUUCAGACGAUGGCUCCAUGAAUGAGCAGGGCCAGGAGAUAGCUGUCCAGGUGUCCAUCCACCCGCAGUCAGAAGUGCAGAGCAUUGAUUCUGCUUCUCACGACAGCUGCCAGUUUGCACCUUCGGAGGAAGGCACCUGCUGAGCCCGGCGCUGUUGUGAAGGAAGCACAGACAACCCCAGGAUGCUGCCAGAAGGGGGGUCUGCAACCCACCUGCCUCAGUCCCAUCUGCACAAGUGCUUUGCAAAUCGCAAGGUGCCAGAACUGCUACUGAAAUCUGUAUCUUCUGUCAGUGUUCAUCUAAUGGU